CACCGUCCCCUCGGUCACCAACACACAGCAAUUCUCUCUGCCAUUCCUGCCUUCCAAGAAUUUUCCUGCGCAAGCUCUAGCAAUGGACGUCUCAGGCACCGGAGCCGGGAAAGCGAAGAAGGGCGCGGCGGGGCGCAAGGCCGGCGGGCCGAGGAAGAAAUCAGUCACUCGGUCCGUCAGGGCCGGGCUCCAGUUCCCCGUGGGCCGCAUCGGGCGGUACCUGAAGAAGGGCCGCUACGCGCAGCGCGUCGGCACCGGCGCCCCCGUCUACAUGGCCGCCGUCCUCGAGUACCUGGCCGCCGAGGUUCUCGAGCUCGCGGGCAACGCCGCCAGGGACAACAAGAAGUCCCGCAUCAUCCCGCGGCACGUGCUGCUCGCCGUCAGGAACGACGAUGAGCUCGGGAAGCUGCUGGCCGGAGUCACCAUCGCGCACGGCGGGGUGUUGCCCAAGAUCAACCCGAUUCUCCUCCCCAAGAAGACCGCGGAGAAGGCACCCAAGGAACCCAAGUCGCCGAAGAAGGCUGCUACUCCCAAGAAGGCCGACGCUAAAUCCCCAAAGAAGGCGUAGAUGCAGGUUCGAUUGGUUAACUUCUAGAUGGAUAUAUUAUGGAUGGAUGAGCCCCAGAGUAGUUGUGGGGCUGUUCGUCUUGUGGUGUGGUUGUACCUUGUGUUUGUAGUCUCUAAUUGAACAAGAAUGCCAAAUAUUGCUACAUUCCAA
Messenger RNA from Brachypodium distachyon (stiff brome), 718 nucleotides. Its product is annotated as histone H2A. The coding region runs from base 83 to 568 and encodes 161 amino acids. Lineage: Eukaryota; Viridiplantae; Streptophyta; Magnoliopsida; Poales; Poaceae. The transcript has a single exon. The record is from RefSeq and is a predicted model, not a curated record. Gene Ontology annotation, molecular function: DNA binding; structural constituent of chromatin; protein heterodimerization activity. Gene Ontology annotation, cellular component: nucleosome.